GCAGGCAGAGGCCCUGAAGGCUGACAUGACAGGUAUGUUUCACACCUCACCUUUGGGGUUCCUCCUUUGUUUUAACCCACAACCCCUUAUUACUAGAUGCUAUGCAUUGCAGACAAUAUUAUUUUUGCUGAUAUUAUGGUCUCUUAUUCAUUUGGAAAUUUCUGAUCUUUGUUUUUUCUUUUCUGUAAUGUUUUGGAAGUUGAUAAUUCCCAGACCUGGGACAGACAUUGCAUAUUCAUUUUUGAUGACAGCUUUGCACACUCUUGACAUUCUCUCAACCCAGCUUCACCUGGAAUGCGCGACAGCGCCAUAAAUACUGUUGAUGUUCUGUGGUGGUCGCUGCAGCAGGGAGCAUAUAGUUGAUUUGAUUAAAACACAUAGGAUUGUUUAAAUAUGGAAAAAUACACAUUUUCAAAUUUGGACCAAUCGAUUGGUCGAAAGAACAGACGACUCGGUCAACCAAUAUUUUGUUGUUGUUGGGGACAGCCCUAAUAUCUAUGAAUAGGCCUAGUUUCACUUGGUUGAAAAUCAAAUGUUGGGGGUCUAUUUGAUGAAGGAUGUUUUGCCCUUAGAAAUAUAAUCUCAUUGUAGUGGUUUAGCCUACUUGAUAAUGAGAGAUGUAAUGGCGCUGGAAUGUAUAGUGGCUCCAGACCAAUUCAGCUAUUAUUUUUUUUUUUUUGCGUUGAUCUGACAAAUUCUGCUUUUUUUAUGUAACUUUUUUUCCUAUUACUGAAAAUAGCUUCUGUACAUCAGAACAGCGAUCACUAACCUCAAUUUGGAUUACUUCAACUAGUCGGUUGCACAGGACAUACGGCUCAGACCAGGCCCUAAUCCCCAACACUCGGUAGAGAAAGAGACUGCGAUAGAGAGGCCGACGUUCGGGCACCCUGAUGAAGCUACGUGGCGAGUAAAUAAACCCCCUCCACCCUUUGUUCUAUUGGUGAAUGUACGUCACUGGAGAUCAAACUGGACGAGCUCCAUACGAGACAAUACUAUCAAUGGGACCUGAAGAACUGUAAUAUCCUAUGCUGGCACAAAGAACACACUCAACGAGCUGUAUAGGGUCAGAAGAAAACAAGAAAAUGCUCAUCCAGAGGUGGUGCUCCUAGUGGCCGGUGAUUUUAAUGCAGGAAAACUAAAAUCCAUCUUACCUAAUUUUUACCAGCAUGUCACCUGUGCAACUAGAGGCGCAAAAACUCUAGAUCACAUUUACUCCACACACAGAGACGCAUACAAAGCUCUCCCGCGCCCUCCAUUUGGCAAAUCUGACCAUUACUCUAUCCUCCUGAUUCCUGCUUACAAGUAAAAACUCAAACAGGAAUUACCAGUGACCCGCUCAUUAGCGGAUGCUAAGCUACAGGACUGUUUCGCUAGCACAGACUGGAAUAUGUUCCGGAACUCAUUUGAUGGCAUUGAGGAGUUUACCCCAUCAGUCACCAGCUUCAUUAAUAAGUGCAAUAAGCCGUCCCCACAAUGACCGUACGUACAUUCCCCAACCAGAAACCUUAGAUUACAGGCAACAUCCGCACUAAGCUAAAGGCUAGAGCUGCCGCUUUCAAGGAGUGGUCCACUAACCCAGACGCUUAUAAGAAAUCCUGCUACGCCCAUCAAACAGGCAAAGCAUCAAUACAGGACUAAGAUCGAAUCCUACUAAACCGGCUCUGGCACUCGUCAAAUGUGGCAGGGCUCGCAAACUAUCACGGAUUACAAAGGGAAACCCAACCGCUAGCUGCCCAGUGACGUGAGCCUACCAGACGAGCUAAAUGCCUUCUAUGCUCGCUUCGAGGCAAGCAACGCUGAGCCAUGCCUGAGAGCACCAGCUGUUAUGGACGACUGUGACCACGCUCUCCGUAGCUGAUGUGAGUAAGACCUUUUUUAAACAGGUCAACAUUCACAAGGCCGCAGGGCCAGAUGUAUUACCAAGACGCGUACUCGGAGCAUGCGCUGACCAGCUGGCAAGUGUCUUCACUGGCAUUUUCAACCUCUCCCUGACCCAGUCUGUAAUACCAGUUUCAAGCAGACCACCAUACUCUCUGUGCCCAAGAACAUUAAGGCAACCUGUCUAAUUGACUAUCGCCCCGUAGCACUCAGUGAAAUGCUUUGAAAGGCUGGUCAUGGCUCACAUCAACACCAUCAUGGGCGGCAGGUAGCCUAGUGGGUAAGAGCGUUGUGCCAGUAACCGAAAGGUCGCUGGUUCUAAUCCCCGAGCCGACUAGGUGAAAAAUCUGUCGAUGUGCCCUUGAGCAAGGCACUUAACCCUAAUUGCUCCUGUAAGUCGCUCUGGAUAAGAGCGUCUGCCAAAUAACCAAUUAUUAUUAUAUUAUUAUUAUUAUCAUCCUAGACACCUUGGACCCACUCCAAUUCGCAUACCGCCCCAACAGAUUCAUAGAUGACGCAAUCUCUAUUGCACUCCACCCUGCCCUGUCCCAUUUGGACAAAAGGAACACCUACUAGGGUUGGGAGAUAUUACGAUAUAUUUGGAAAUCAACGAUGUUUGACAGGUAUCGUCAAUGGCGACGGCAUCCUUAUGUGACAGAUGAUAGUUUAUAUAUAUUUGUAUUUUUUACAGGCGAUAGUUAAAACAAUUUUAACAUGUCUGGAGUCGGGUGACAUGCCAAAUGACCUACCUAUUCCUAUUUGCCUUUUUCAAUAAAUAUGUGGUAGGUAAGUAGACUACUUAGCCUACUAUUAACAUAAUACAAGUGUAGGCCUACAAUGUAGAUUGUAGACAGAGUGGAAAGUGGCAAAAGCUGUGCAUAAUGUCAGAACAUUUCUCUCGCUCACCUGCCCAAUGUCAGAUGAUCAUUUGCCUUUUGCAGCGGACACUCAGUUGUCUGGCUUGCAAUGAAGAACCAUUCAGACUAUUUUUAUUUUCAUUAUAUGUUAACCUAUCUAAAGGUUUCUGGCAAGGAACACAAGCAUGUUCACCUUUUCUGGCUUUAAUAGACUGCGGAGUGGGGUAACAAUAUUGCCUACUGAAAACGCAUUCAGACGGAACGCUUUUUACACAGAUGCAUUUGACGGCGAUGUUGGCCAAGAGUGGAAAGCGACCCUCAUUCCCUCUCCACCAUGCCAGUGGGUCAUCAUCUCCUCUGAUUACAUCUUCGAGUAGGUAGGAUGUGAGUUCUGCGCUGGCCCGCUGUUGCGCGCUGAGUGUGACUGUUUGCUUAGCUUUCCCAAGAAGACUGCCCAGUGAUGUCUUCUAUGGUGAACAUGCGCACUUGAUCUCAGUUGAAAUUGUCCAAAAUCACCAUUGAAAGGGUCUCUUAUCACACUGUUGGCCUACAAUGUUUGGUUCCAAAUCACCAUUCCAAGUUAUCGGUACCACAUAUCACCAUAUGAUAGGUUUAUAUUUAUUUAUUUAUUUGCACACAAGGAAAUACAAUAUUGUUAACAUGAUUUCCACAUUGUAGUCUAAUGAUUAGACUCUGAUCAGAUCGUUUACUGCGUUGCUAACUCGCUCCAGCCCCGGGUAAAAGAUGUAUGAUACAAUCGUAUAUCAACAAUGUUUGGACAGGUCGAUGGGACGAGUUGUCAUUCCAGACAUCGUCCAACCCUAUCACCUACGUGAGAAUGCUGCUUUUGAACCCUGGAACUGAACACCUUAGUGAUGCGUGGGUUGACCCGCAGUCCCCGCAGUUAUAUCCAUGGAUGCAAAAAGGACAUGUCUCUGUAUUGUUAAGUUUAAUUCAAUAAGAGAAUAACUGCGAAAUGGAAAGUUGAAAAUAAGGAGAAGAGAGGGCCAGAAAAGUAAUGUUUGUGAAAGAUUUUGGUGAAGUGGUAAAAGAGGAUGAUAGCAGUGCCGGCUAUGUUAUGUGUGAUGGUUGAGAGGCGCUAUACAAAUUUGACAGUCACAAAACGGGGAUUUCAAAUAGACCCAUGCCACAUCAAGGGAACUCUAGCCUACUGUUCAGAUGGUUAAAUGGAAACUGAAGGUCUAUAACCUUUCACAUAGCCUUAAUAUUAACUCCUGCAGAAUUAAGCAUUUCUUUCAGUAAAAUGAUGAAUCAUUACUGUAUGCAGGCACAAUUUUGACUCGUGUGGAGACAUGAUUUCUUUCAGCAUUUUGAGAGAAUGCGAAUGCAGUUAGAUACUGCCUGUAGAGUUGCUAUCUUUAUCAGCAUCAAAAGCUGAUAGUAUUUUUCAACCAGAUAAAAUAUGCAUCCAAGCCAAACUGAAAUCUUAUCAGAAACAUAUUGUCUUGUUUUCACAGCUUUCUAUUUCCUUACAAAAGGUCAAACUGAUUUUGCACAGAAAAUUGUAAUUAAAUUUUUUUGUUAUUUGCAUUUUCUCGCCGGUCGCUAAACAUCUUUGCUCCACGAAAGAAGCAGAGAUGAUGGAGGGAACUUUACAAAAGUUAACUAGAUUAAAGCAUAAAUUCUGUUGAUUUAUGAGUUUAGUAGGUUGGGUUCUAGUACGAGCGUCAGAUUUUCCCUUUAUCACAUAAAGUUGGGCGAUUGCGGCUAGGUUAUUAGCAAUUGUGGGCAGGUGCGGGUGAACAAACAGCUGACCCGCACACCACUAGAACAACACCUGCUUCAACUGGAUUCUGGACUUCCUGUCGGGACGGCCCCAGGUGGUGAGGGUAGGCAACAACACAUCCGCCACGCUGACUCUCAACACGGGAGCCCCUCGGGUGCAUGCUUAGUCCCCUCCUGUACUCCCUGUUCACCCAUGACUGCGUGGCCGCACACGACUCCAACACCGUCAUUAAGUUUGCCGACGACACAACGGUGGUAGGCCUGACCACUGACGACGAUAAAACGGCCUAUUGGGAGGAGGUCAGAGACCUGGCAGUGUGGUACCAGGAUAACAACCUCUCCCUCAACGUCAGCAAGACAAAUGAGCUGAUCGUGGACUACAGGAAAUGGAGGGCCGAGCACGCCCCCAUUCACAUCAGCGGGGCUGUAGUGGAGCGGGGCGAGAGCUUCAUGUUCCUCGAUGUCCUCAUCGCUAAAGAUCUAUCAUGGUCCAAACACACCAACACAGUCGCGAAGAGGGCACGACAACUCCUCUUCCCCCUCAGGAGGCUGAAAAGAUUUGUCAUGGGCCCUCAGAAUGGGCCUUGAGGCUCAGAUCCUCAAGUUCUACAGCUGCACAAUUGAGCAUCUUGACUGGCUGCAUCACCGCUUGGUAUGGCAACUGCUUGGCAUCCGACCGCAAGGCGCUACAAAGGGUAGUGCGUACAGCCCAGUACAUCACUGGGGCCGCACUCCUUGCCAUCCAGGUCCUCUAUAGCAGGCGGUGUCAGACUCCAGCCACCGAAGUCAGGCUGUUCUAUCUGCUACCGCAUGGCAAGCGGAACGGAUGCACCAAGUCUGGAACCAACAGGACACUGAACAGCUUCUAUCCACAAGCCAUAAGACUGCUAAAUAGUUCGUUGGGGUAGCUAUUUGGUUAACUAUCUAACUAUUUGCAUUGACACUUUUUGCCAAAACUUUUUUGACUCAUCACAUACACUGCUGCUACUGUUUACUAUCUGUCACUUUAUUCCUAUUUAUAGGUACACACUGUAUCUACCUCAAUUACUUUGUACCCCUGCACAUAGACUCGGUACUGGUACCCCUUGUAUAUAGCCAAGUUAUCGUUACUGAUUGUGUAUCUUUUGUUACGUGUUUUACUUUUCUAUUAUUUUAUUUCUCUGCAACAGGUCUGGACUAGCAUUUCACUACUAGUCCACACCUGUCGUUUACGAAGCACGUGACGAAUAAAAUGUGAUUUGAUUUAAUCCAUUAGAAGUGUAUAAAAGAUAAGUGAGAGGAGUGCCCAUAAUGUCCUCCUUUCCCCUAGAUUCUAAGCUUGGUGCAGCAGAGGUCUGGACUUCAAGGCAGGCUCUUCAGGACUUGUACCAGAAGAUGCUGGUGACUGACCUGGAGUAUGCUUUGGACAAGAAAGUGGAGCAAGAUCUGUAAGCCCCAGUCUACUUUAAAUUGGUUAUGUAAUGAAACCGAUUAGGCAGCCUACUACUAUCGCUACUCUUGUUAGGUCUAGGGAUCUUAGCCUCCCUUCCUAACAAUAAGAUGGUCCUAAUUUUAUAACGGAAAAAAAUGUUUUGGUGUCUUCUUUCUGAAAUUCAUCUCGAAGGUCACUGAAGUAUGUUGUGUUACGUAUUCCUGUUGAGUCAUUUGACCCAUUUGCCCUUACAUCAAAACCCUCUUUAGUCCAGUAGUUAUCACUCUAGUUGAAUGACCGUAUAACUGGAUUUUACAUUUGUAAGAUUGCAAGACGACUGUAAAGAAAGUAGAUUAGUAAUAACCAGAAGUGUGGACUCAAGUCACAAUUUGGACUUGAGUCACACAUUUGAUGACUUGAGACUACUUGAUAUAAAAUAACUUAACAUCGUACACAACAUUGACUUGAGACCAAUGUUCCCUCUAACCUGUGCGCAGCUCACCCGGGACUGCUGCGCGAAGAAAUAUUAGCCCCCGCAGAGGAGCACAAGAUUGAACUUCACUAAACUUUUCUAGAGUUUUCCCUGUUAACACUAUAAACAUUUCCCUUUACUGUUGGAAUUCUGAUCGAAUCAACGCAAUAUUAGCCACUUUCAAGGCAACAUACCGAAAAAAUACGAGCUAUGCAAAACUAUUGACAGGCAUGACUCAGGCCCGUACUCUACACAGACCAGUGCGCCAUAACCAAUCAGUGCUGCAGUAGGCCUAUAUGCAAAUUGACCAUUGCCAUACAGUGCAUUCGGAAAGUAUUCAGACCCUUUCCCUUUUUCCACAUUUUGUUACGUUACAGCCUUAUUCUAAAAUGGAUUAAAUAAAAACAAUGUCCUCAUCAAUCUACACACAAUAUCCCAUAAUGACAAAGCGAAAACAGUAUUUUUUUGUGUGUGCAAAUUUAUUAAAAAUAAAAACAGAAAUACCUUAUUUACAUAAUUAUUCAGACCCUUUGCUAUGAGACUCAAAAUUGAGCUCAGGUGCAUCCUGUUUCCAUUGAUUAUCCUUGAGAUGUUUCUACAACUUGGAGUCCACUUGUGGUAAAUUCAAUUAAUUGGACAUGAUUUGGAAAGGCACACACCUGUCUAAUAUAAGGUCCCACAGUUGACAGUGCAUGUCAGAGCAAAAUGCAAGCCAUGAGGUCGAAGGAAUUGUCCGUAGAGCUGCGAGACAGGAUUGUGUCGGCACAGAUCUGGGAAAGGGUACCAAAACAUUUCUACAGCAUUGAAGGUCCCCAAGAACACAGUGGCCUCCAUCAUUCUUAAAUGGAAGAUGUUUGGAACCACCAAGACUCUUCCUACAGCUGGCCGCCCGGCCAAACUGCGCAAUCGGGGGAGAAGGGCCUUGGUCAUGGAGUUGACCAAGAACCUGAUGGUCACUCUGACAGAGCUCCAGAGUUCCUCUGUGGAGAUGGGAGAACCUUCCAGAAGGACAACAAUCUCUGCAGCACUCCACCAAUCAGGCCUUUAUGGUAGAGUGGCCAGACGGAAGCCACUCCUCAGUAAAUGGAACAUGACAGCCCGCUUGGCACCUAAAGGACUCUGACCAUGAGAAACAAGAUUCUCUGGUCGUAUGAAACCAAUAUUGAACUCUUUGGCCUGAAUGCCAAGGAUCUGGAGGAAACCUGGCACCAUCCCUACUGUGAAGCAUGGUGGUGGCAGCCUCAUGCUGUGGCGAUGUUUUUCAGGGCAGGGACUGGGAGACUAAUCAGGAUCUAGGGAAAGCUGAACAGAGCAAAGUACAGAGAUCCUUGAUGAAAACCUGCUCCAGAGCGCUCAGGACCUCAGACUGGGGCGAAGGUUCACCUUCCAACAGGACAACGCAGGAGUGGCUUUGGGACAAGUCUCUGAAUGUCCUUGAGUGGCCCAGCCAGAGCCCGGACUUGAACCCGAUCGAACAUCUCUGGAGAGACCUGAAAAUAGCUGUAAUAGUGAUGCUCCCCAUCCAACCUGACAGAGCUUGAGAGGAUCUGCAGAGAAGAAUGGGAGAAACUCCCCAAAUACAGGUGUGCCAAGCUUGUAGCAUCAUACCCAAGAAGACUCUAGGCUGUAAGGCUGCCAAAGGUGUUUCAACAAAGUACUGAGUAAACGGUCUGAAUACUUAUGUAAUAUUUAUGUUUUUAUUUAUUUAUACAUUUCUAAAAUUUCUAAAAACCUGUUUUUGCUUUGUCAUUGUGGGGUAUUGUGUGUAGAUUGAUGAGUGAAAAAAAAACAAAUUAAUCAAUUUUAGAAUAAGGCUGUAACGUAACAAAAUGUAGAAAAAGUCAAGUGGUCUGAGUACUUUCCGAAUGCACUGUACAUACCAUUUUUAUUUUAUAUUUAUACCUUUGCGUAUUUUAUCAGGUUUCUAGCGUAGGCCUACGGUAUUGCAUCAAAUUAUUGUAUAAAAAACCUCUAAUUUUCAGUACCAAAAAAUUGCAAGUCUUGAUUGUUGACCAAUGACCAUUCAUCAGCGUUAGCGUGCAAAGGCAAGUGCGCAUAUCCAGAUUAGUCUCCAGAAAGCAUUUGUUUUAUUUUCUCUGGUUUUGCUUGUCAAAAACAGAGGAGGCCUACGUUUGUAUUAUCCAUUUAAACGUUAUAUAAAAGUUUGCAAUCCACUACAGACACUUCUUUGCCAGAACAGUAACGUUAGGCUACCUGCCAAUUUCAUUGAUCAUUUUCAUAUAGCCAGGUGGCUACUGACUAUGUCUGAAGAUAGUUGUAACAUUGCACUGCCUUCAAUAUUAUGGGAUGAAUAUGUUACAUUCUGGUGAAUUUAUUAAGAUAUUGUUGAGGAAGAAAGGGGCUACCCGGGGGAGGGGUCAAAGUUUGAGAAUCACUGAGCUAGCGAACAGAUUGCUGAUUUGCUGUACAGCUAUAAGAUCGAGUGCAGUGGUAUUGUCAGAUGGUAAGGAGAGAGGAUUGCCAUAAAUAUGCAGCUCGAAAAAUUGUUUGCUGAUCAAGAAUGUUAAAUGUUUACUUUGCAGUCUCUCCAGAAAUGGGUCAUCAAGCAACAAUUACUGCUAGCAUAGGCCUACUGGUCUUUUGGUAUGGAAUUGCUUGAAAUGGAUUUACUUAUGCAUUUGGAAUUUGUUGUUAAAAUUAUUACAUAAUCAAAAUAUUUUGUAGACAAUAAUGAAAAGGGCUGUCUGGUAGCCUCAAUAAAUAGCCCAAUAUUUGUAUUUUAACAAGUCAUUGCAUGUAUAUAUAUUUAUUUUACUUGACUUGACUUGAAAAAACUUGUGACUGGACUUGACUUGCUCUACUUGGGACUCAACUUGAGACUUGGACCUUGUGACUUAAGACUUGCUUGUGACUCGAAUGAUAGUGACUUGGUCCCACCUCUGGUAAUAAAUGUGGAGUGAAUCAAUUUGCUCUCAAGCACAAUACAACUAUUGUAUUGUUGGAAUUAGAUGGAUUACCAUCAGCCGUUUGAUUAAACUCUGAAACAAGAAAGUAUACUUUGAUUUUCUCACCUCAUUUUUCAGCUGGAACCAUGCUUUUAAGAAUCAAAUAACAACACUACAGAGUCAAGCCAAGAACAGAGCCAACCCCAAUAGAAGUGAGGUGCAGGCCAAUCUGUCCCUGUUUCUCGAGGCAGCUAGUGGAUUUUACACACAAGUAAGUUGCAACUAGAAUAUAGCCUAACGUUUUUGAAAAAUCUUAGGUUUUGGCCAAACCUUAUUUUCCAGCUCGGCAGAUAUAGGUCUAGAAUGUAUUAAGCAAGCAGUUAAUCAUAUUGACAUAAGUAUGUUCAUCAGAAAUUCAAAUGAUGCUUGAAAUGAUGUUUGAAUCUCUCAAACGUCGAAAUGACGGAUAAAGCAAAACGCAUCAACUAUUAGUAACUUGACUUGAUCCUUUCCUCUAACAGUUACUACAGGAGCUGUGUACUGUGUUCAACGUGGACUUGCCAUGCCGUGUGAAAUCAUCUCAGCUUGGAAUUAUCAGCAAUAAACAGACCAACCCCAGCACCAUUGUAAAACCCCAACCCAGCUCUUGCUCUUAUAUCUGCCAGCAUUGUCUUGUCCACCUUGGAGACAUUGGUGAGUGUUUUCGCACUCUCACUACAAAAUAAUAUCACUGGGCAGAUCAUUUUGAGGUCAAUAUUUUUAUCAGGCACCCAAGCAGUGCUUUGAGCGGUUUUGCUUAUCUGCUUUCCCCCCCUUCAAGCACGAUAUCGUAACCAAACCAGCCAGGCAGAGUCCUAUUACAGACACGCUGCUCAACUUGUCCCCUCAAAUGGUAAGUACUUACAAAAGUUUUCAUGUACAGUAUUUGUUUACCUGUACACAGAGCAUCAAUGUACUUCUUUGCAACUUCCAAAACUUCACCUGACAAGAAAAUAAUUUCAGGAUAUUAAAUCUUCUGUCAACCUGUUAAUUUCACUGAUGUCCCAAUGUCUCUCUCCUCUCCAACAGGUCAGCCUUACAAUCAGCUGGCCAUCCUGGCCUCCUCUAAAGGGGACCACCUCACAACGAUAUUCUACUACUGCAGGAGCAUCGCCGUCAAGUUCCCAUUCCCUGCAGCCUCCACCAACCUGCAGAAAGCUCUCGCUAAAGCUAUUGAAAGGUAUUGUUGAGUGUGUUUAUUGUAGCCUAAUUUCAACCGCUCUUUUCAAAAGGUGUUAUGCUUAGCUGUAUCUAUUUUCCCACAUUUAUCAAACAUCAUUUGGGAAGGGACUAAUGAGCAGUUUGAUUUCCUUCUUAACAGGUGUUGAUGUCACCCAGCUGGUUUAGAGUAGGGAUGAGCAUUUGGAAUGUUUUGACUGUUCGAGUACUUGCAGAAUGUUUUUCAGAGCACUCGAAUUAAAAUAAAAAAAUCUAGUUUUAGAAUACAAGGCCCACACUCUGAAAAAAUGUGCGCAGUUAUCUAUAUUCCAACAGUGCGCAACAAUGCUUAAUUUAUCAUAACAAUUACAGAUAACAAAUCCUAAUUGCUAAAUUGCCCCAUUAUAUAUUCAUUAAAUAAAACAACUAGUGCCAUUUAAAGGAAAACUCCACCCAAAAACAAUAUUUUGGUAUUUGUUUCAUUAGUCCGUUGUUGAUAUAGUCCCAACAUGUUUUGUAUGUCACCAAUCAAGUUUUCAAGAUAUGUAACUUUCAAAAUGCAGAAUUCUGUAUUUUGAAAGUCGCAUAUAUCUUGAAAACUUGAUUGCUAACAUGCAAAACAUUUACAACCAACUGGUUGUAUUAUAUCAUGGAACACAAUCUUCAAAAAGGCAGUAACCUCAGCAGUGGUGCUUGCUUGUAGAAGCCUAUGGCUGUGCAAUGGCAAUACCUUGUGUUAAUUUAGCAUACAAAACGGUCUUAUUUCCCGAGCCCUUAUCACAGUCAAGAUACACCUAUGUUAUAGUAAAAAAUAUAACCAAAUAUUUUUCGAGGUUAAAAAAAGUUGCCAGUGUGAAGUGUUGCACAUCUCGUGUCUGGAACAGUUCUUAAAAGAGUGAUCAUUUGAAAUGAGUUGAUAUACCAUUUUCUCAGGGUUACAAACCAAAAUCAGUCUUUUCGAUAUACAGACGUUCGAUUUAGUUUAUUCUGCCUGUUCUUUUGAAUUUUCUAAAUGGAUUAACAAUUCCAUGUUGAACACUGUAUGGUGAUAAAUUACGGCCAUGACAUCAGUUUGGCGAGUAGGCCUAGCCUUAAUGAUUCUGAUGAAAAUACGCUCUGUCUUUAUCAAACUGUUUUUGCAUAUUUUCAGUGUGGAACCUGUAUAUGUUUAGGGGGGGUACUACCAGUUAGCAAAGUAUCCUAAGCAAAAACAAAACUGCAGCUCGUUGUUGGAACACAUAGUUUCCUACAUCAAUCAACCAGUCCAUUUUGAAUUUGUGAUAAAACUAACGUCAUUUGGCAAGAAAUGUAGCUUGUGUAUCCCAUCAGUUAGAUACGUUUUCAUAGGCAUUUAUUUCUGCAAGACUAACGGGAGCUUGUGCGUGCACUUGGCACGCGUGUGUAGAGGGAGUGGUCGGAACGCAAUUGAGUGAGGGAGACACUGAGGGGAAAGGGAAUUUAGGUAGAAGAACUGUGUGAUGAUUGUUUAUUUUUUGUUGUGCCCCGCACAUGCACACACACAAAUGGAACACUAUAGUCAAAGCAAAUUAACGUUGUCGUCAAGACAUUUGGGCAGCCACAGCACAUUCCACCAAAUAGUUUUACAGUAUUAGAUUUUUAAAAAAUCUCUGGGUAAUCUCUACGGGAUCGGUGUCCCGUAUACGGGAUGGUUGAACUAACGUGCGCUAAUGUGAUUAGCAUGACUGUAAGUAACAGCAAACUUUCCAGGACAUAGACAUGUCUUAUAUUGGCAGAAAGCUUAAAAUCUUGUUAAUCUAACUGCACUGUCCAAUUUACAGUAGCAGUAGCUAUUACAGUGAAAAAAUACCAUGCUAUUGUUUGAGGAGAGUGCACAACAACAGAACUUAUCACGGCAACUGGUUUGAUACAUUCACCUCUGAAGGUAAAUAAUGUACUUACAUUCAGUAAUCUUGCUCUGAUUUGUCAUCCUAAGGGUCCCAGAGUUAAAAUGUAGCAUAGUUUUGUUUGAUAAAAACCAUAUUUAUAUUCAAAUGUAGGAACUGGAUUCUACAGUUUGAACCCCUGCUGUCUCUGGCUCCACACCCACCUGCCCGGCCAUCUAGAUGUGUAUAAGCUAAUGAUCCAUCAUGUAUGACAUUCCUGGGAGUGUGCAAACUUACAUUUUGUAUUACUGUAUCAUUUGUAUGUUCUCUAUAGUUAUGUACUUGAAAAUGUAUCAAUAGACCAAUUCGGCACAUUUGGGCAGACUUGAUACAAAUUAGUCCAGCAUUGCAAUGCUUCACUGGAUCAAUCUGAAACUUUGCACACACACUGCUGCCAUCUAGAGGCCAAAAUCUAAAUUGAGCCUAAACUGCAAUAUUAUAUUGUGGCCUUUCUCUUGUAUUUCAAAGAUGAUGAAAAAAUAGAAAACACAUGUUCUUUUGUUUGUAUUGUCUUUCACCAGAUCCAAUGUGUUAUAUUCUCCUACAUUAAUUUCAUAUUUCCACAAACGUCAAUGUUUCCUUUCAAAUGGUAUCAAUAAUAUGCAUAUCCUUGCUUCAGGUCCUGAGCUACAGGUAGUUAGAUUUGGGUAUGUCAUUUUAGGCGAAAAAUUGAAAAAAAGGGUCAGAUCCUUAAGAGGUUAAAGAUCGAGUUUUGACGUCUGUUCGAGUACUCGAUUACUCAUGCCCAUCCCUAGUUUACAGUGUGUAGACUUUAGAAAGAGUUGAACUUGUUGUAUACAUGCUUAAUCCCAGUCUGUUAUCUUCAGCCGCGAUGAGAUCAAAACAAAGUGGAGUGUAUCAGAUUUCAUCAAGGCCUUCAUCAAGUUCCACGGUCACGUUUACCUGAGCAAGAGUUUGGAGAAGCUCAACAACCUGAGGGAGAAGCUGGAAGAGCAGUUUCAGGUAAAGAUUUAAAGUAAAAAGUAAAGUUUAAAUCCUUGCAUACUUUGUGAAGGUGAACUAAGAAUCGAGCAGUCUUGGAUAUGUCCUUCUCUGAGUCUUUGCAGUACUGCACUAAACAAGCUAUGGGCUGGUUUCCCAGACACUGAUUAAGCCUAGUCCUGGACUACAAAGCAUUAUCAAUGGAGAAUCUACAUUGAAAUAGCUUUUUAGUCCAGGACUAGGCUUAAACAGUGUCUGAACCUACCCCAAUUCCAUACAGUGGGGGGAAAAAAGUAUUUAGUCAGCCACCAAUUGUGCAAGUUCUCCCACUUAAAAAGAUGAGAGAGGCCUGUAAUUUUCAUCAUAGGUACACGUCAACUAUAACAGACAAAUUGAGAAAAGAAAUUCCAGAAAAUCACGUUGUAGGAUUUUUAAUGAAUUUAUUUGCAAAUUAUGGUGGAAAAUAAGUAUUUGGUCAAUAACAAAAGUUUCUCAAUACUUUGUUAUAUACCCUUUGUUGGCAAUGACACAGGUCAAACAUUUUCUGUAAGUCUUCACAAGGUUUUCACACACUGUUGCUGGUAUUUUGGCCCAUUCCUCCAUGCAGAUCUCCUCUAGAGCAGUGAUGUUUUGGGGCUGUCGCUGGGCAACACGGACCUUCAGCUCCCUCCAAAGAUUUUCUAUGGGGUUGAGAUCUGGAGACUGGCUAGGCCACUCCAGGACCUUGAAAUGCUUCUUACGAAGCCACUCCUUCGUUGCCCGGCGGUGUGUUUGGGAUCAUUGUCAUGCUGAAAGACCCAGCCACGUUUCAUCUUCAAUGCCCUUGCUGAUGGAAGGAGGUUUUCACUCAAAAUCUCACGAUACAUGGCCCCAUUCAUUCUUUCCUUUACACGGAUCAGUCGACCUGGUCCCUUUGCAGAAAAACAGCCCCAAAGCAUGAUGUUUCCACCCCCAUGCUUCACAGUAGGUAUGGUGUUCUUUGGAUGCAACUCAGCAUUCUUUGUCCUCCAAACACGACGAGUUGAGUUUUUACCAAAAAGUUAUAUUUUGGUUUCAUCUGACCAUAUGACAUUCUCCCAAUCCUCUUCUGGAUCAUCCAAAUGCACUCUAGCAAACUUCAGACGGGCCUGGCUUAAGCAGGGGGACACGUCUGGCACUGCAGGAUUUGAGUCCCUGGCGGCGUAGUGUGUUACUGAUGGUAGGCUUUGUUACUUUGGUCCCAGCUCUCUGCAGGUCAUUCACUAGGUCCCCCCGUGUGGUUCUGUGAUUUUUGCUCACCGUUCUUGUGAUCAUUUUGACCCCACGGGGUGAGAUCUUGCGUGGAGCCCCAGAUCGAGGGAGAUUAUCAGUGGUCUUGUAUGUCUUCCAUUUCCUAAUAAUUGCUCCCACAGUUGAUUUCUUCAAACCAAGCUGCUUACCUAUUGCAGAUUCAGUCUUCCCAGCCUGGUGCAGGUCUACAAUUUUGUUUCUGGUGUCCUUUGACAGCUCUUUGGUCUUGGCCAUAGUGGAGUUUGGAGUGUGACUGUUUGAGGUUGUGGACAGGUGUCUUUUAUACUGAUAACAAGUUCAAACAGGUGCCAUUAAUACAGGUAACGAGUGGAGGACAGAGGAGCCUCUUAAAGAAGAAGUUACAGGUCUGUGAGAGCCAGAAAUCUUGUUUGUUUGUAGGUGACCAAAUACUUAUUUUCCACCAUAAUUUGCAAAUAAAUUCAUUAAAAAUCCUACAAUGUGAUUUUCUGGAUUUUUAUUUCUCAUUUUGUCUGUCAUAGUUGACGUGUACCUAUGAUGAAAAUUACAGGCCUCUCUCAUCUUUUUAAGUGGGAGAACUUGCACAAUUGGUGGCUGACUAAAUACUUUUUUUCCCCACUCUAUAUAAAAAUAGCUUAAAUUUUUAUUUUUUAUUUUUUUGCAGAGGCUGAUUCUACAGAAAGCCUUCAGCUCCCAGCAGCUGGUCCACAUCACGAUUAUUAACCUGUUUGAGCUGCACCAACUGAGGGACUUUGGCAACGAAGCAGACAACCUGAGCUUCAGCUCCGACGAUCAAAUCGGCUGGUUCCAACUUCUCGGCCUCUUCAGUAUGUCCCCAACUCCAAUUGUCUCUCAAUAUGCAUAAGACAAUUCACCUUGUGGUUGACAUGCCUGUUCGUGGUUAUGCAGUUUUUAGUUUGUGUUACUUUCUAUAUUUAAAUAUCUGGAAGUACUGAUAAUGGAUUUGACAACAUCCAUCUUAGAUUUAAUUGUAUCAACUGCAGGGUGCUUUCUCAAGGCCCCACUAGCAGGUUAUCUCAAGAACGCUUUCCCCAACCUCAUACUCUUUCAGAUGUCACCACUCUUUGUCGAAUUAGCAUGACAGAAUUUGAAUUAUUCAAGGAGCCAGGUUACUUGUGGUGGUAUUUUAUUGCCCUCUUCCUUUCACACAGUGUCAUUUCUGGGUAUCAUGUGUAGCCAAGCAUUACUGAAUAAGAACCGAGGAGAGGAGAUCAUGGGAGAAUGUCCACUGCCGGCCAUCAAGGUGUCUCUGGACUGGCUCAAACUGCGAUCCACAGUUUUUCAGGACAGUGCUGUGGACAAACGACAGUAGUAUGUUUUUCUCUUUCAAUGUCAACGUUUGCCCUCCAGGUGUCAUGUUUUAGUUUAAUAUAUUCUGCUUGUCUGGUGUUGUUUACUCGUUUUGGACCCUUUCUUUUAGAUUUUAGCAAUAGCAGAAAUACUUUUGAAUGUGUUUUUGUAUUGUCUGCAUUUUAGUUAAGAUUUUGCUCUUAUUUUACCUCAGUGUUUGGCCUUGGCUGGUGUCCAUUCUGAACAGUUUCCAACCGAAGGAAGAUGAUGUUUCCUAUGCAUCAAGUAAUGCCCAUUUGAAAUCUCUGCUUUGAUACUCUGCUCAUUCUUGGUUAGAGCUCUAAUUUUGUGGAUGAACUCUAAUUUUUUGAUUGUCUCUAUAUAAUAUCCCUUAUUUGUUUUCCAGUGACUCCACUUCCAGAAGAGUUUGAACUGCAGGGGUUUCUGGCUCUCCGGCCAGCUCUACGGUACAUACAGUACUUACCCUUUUUGUCUCAGCCUGUCUUCCAUAUAGACUGGUUGUGUGCAUAGCAUGUUCCAUGUUCUCUUGUAUGAACCCUGGUCUGUUUUGGUAUACCCCUUUCCCAGGACCCUUGACUUCACUAAAGGCCACCAGGGCGUUGCUGUGGACAAGGAAGGUCUGCCAGUCCGUGCCCGUCACCAGAGGCUCAUCAGCCUGGGGAAAUGGGUGGCAGACAACCAGCCAGGGUGAGUCUUCAACUAUCUACCCACUGUUUUAAAGACUUAUGAACUACCACAUCCGUACCACCAAUAUAAAAGUUUCUAUCUUUGAAAAAUGGCAUGCUUUUCAAAGAUGCGACAGAGUCUCUCUCUACCUUCGCACUGCUGUUUUACUACUGACUUAUUAGGCAUUUUCACACUGCACCUUAGCCCUGGGCAAAGGGAGAUUUUAGCCCAGAGCCAAGCGAGUGUUCACACUUGCACAUUCUAAAGUGGGCUAGCACUGACCUUAGGCCAGGGCUAGCUGGCCCUGCUCCGGAGCAGGGUUAGCACCGACUUUUCGGGGCUAGCCCCAGAAACACGGUGCCAAAAUAGCCAGUGUGAAACGGGGUCAAGAACAACGCAUAGAGUUUUCACUGUCCAAUCACAAAAGCUGCACUUCCACAUAAUUUGCAUAUGCCUGUGAUGCGUUCUGCACAGUAUUUUAAUAAGUAAAUGUAUACUAUUUCAUCCUCAUCUGAGGACAAAAACCUGACAAAAUAAUUUAGUGAAAAAACAUUGGUUGCUAUGGCUAACAAAAAUGGUUGCUAUGCAGGCUGGCUAACGUCUGCUCACUUAGCUACUGUUACACGACUCCAGGAUUUUUGGAGUCGACUCCGACUCCUGUGGUUGGAGUCGUAGGGGUCGACUAUUGCUCGACUACCAAAAUGCGCUGAAACGGAUGCGUACACACCACCUCAUUAUUGCAGAGUCCUACUAGGAAGACAUUUGCCUUCUAGAGGACUGACAUGAGCAUGAUCUUGCCCAUUUGCUCAGCAACUUAGCCUAUAUAGCCUAUAAAAUGCCUAUUUUGUUUGAAUAUACAAGGUGAUGUGUAGGAACUAGUAUACUUUAAUAUACUUUUGGUGAAUUUACGAGGCAUCGCUAGACAAGACAUUGCGAGAUGCAGGUAACCAAGAUAUGCGCACUGUUUCCGACCGUCUGCCUGCCCCGAUCCUCUCUCCCUCGCUGUCUCGCCUGCUCUUUGUCUUUGCUAUGAAAAACGCUGGUGUGUGUUCGGUCUUCGGUCUGUUGCGUGUAGAAUAGCUUAGCCUACUUUAGUGAACUUUCACGAGACAUUGCCUACAUCUUUUGAUUAUCGAUGCACAGUUCUGACUGUCUGCAUGGUGACCAACAUGCCUAGUGCCUACCUAUGCCUGGCUGUGCCCCUCCCAUCUCUCCCUCCCACGCUAGCUCGCUCUUUCUUUGCUGUGAAUGAUGCGAGAGUUUGUUCUCGAAGUAGACUGGCAAGUAGUUUCCUCCAUUGCAAAAAUACUGAAUCUUAGGAGUCGAUUCCUAGGGAAAUUGACGCUUGACAACCAGAAAUGGGAGUCGAUGCCGGGAGUCGACGAGCAAGGAGUCGAGGAUUCGACUCCCAACCACUAGUUAACAAAUGCUUGUGUGAACACAGGAUAAGCUAGCCCAGGGCCAGUCUUAGCCUGGGGCUAAGAUAGCCCAGGACUAAGAACAAUGCAGUGUGAAAAGGCCUAUUAUGAACUAAACUACCACGUGCCAAUAUAUCAGUAGUUUCCAUCUUACUUUGAAUAGCCUACAAGAUGCAACAUUAUGUGACAAUGCCUGUGGGUGUGCUGUGUAUUCCAGGCUGAUUCAGUACAAAUUCAGCGAUGGUCUGCUGUUGUUCAUCACUGACAUUGAGGAGCUGGACAUCGAGGAGCCCCAGGAGAAGGAUGCCCCGGUGCUCCAGGAGUCCUCCAAUGGAGAGCAGACCCCCAACGAGGGCAACAUGGGCCUGAAGUCAGUCCUGUCCAAUGGCAAGACCCAGAACAGCGUGUUGGAGAUCUGCGAGAGACCCGUGGUGACCUUCAAGGAGAACAUCAAGCCCCAGGAGCAGAGCAGGGAGCCCAGCCGCAACCAGCACCAGAAGGAGGCAGGGAAGGAACGGAGGGACUUCGGCAAAGGCAACGGAGUGCUGGGAAAAGGAGAGCAAAAGAGGGACGGCAAGAGGAAGAGUGAAGUGAAGAAGAACAGCCAUGAGAAGGCUGCAGACGCAGGGAAACAGGUCAAACUAAUGCAUUGUUUUUCUUUCUAAAGUUGGGAUCUAUCCUGUGAUUGUAUGUAUGUGUGCGUCCGAAAUGGCACCCUAUUCCCUAUAUAGUGCAUCACUUUUGACCAGAGCCCUAUGGGAUCCAUUUAGGACGCAGACAUGUUUACUGGGGUUUUUGCUACCUUACUGACCCAGAGUUUGUGUCUUGGUGCAGGUGAAAGCCCAGCUGGAGAUGAGGACACCAGUGUCUGAGGCCAGAAAGACUCCAGUCCCUCAGACCCAGACUACCUGCUCCUCCCAGUUCAUCCCUAUCCACCACCCGGGAGCCUUCCCUCCUCUGCCCAGCCGACCAGGUACCAGCACCACCUCUCACAGUGAUCAUAAUACCUAGAUUGAACAGUUUUAGAUCUAAGAGUAGCGAAUAACCCUCUUAUGUUUUAUGUGUAAACUGUUCGCAGUUCAAUUGUAUUCUGCCAUGUAAAUUCAUUAAACUAACUUGAUCUUGAACUUUUCAGGUUUCCCCCCUCCGGCCUAUGUGAUCCCUCCUCCCGUGGCAUUCUCCAUGAACCCCGGCUUCACCUUCUCUACGGGCAUGUCUGUCUCCGGGCCGUUCCUACAGCCGGCCUCCCAGCCCCAGCAGCCUGGCGCCCAACAGGUAAAGGGAGAGAUUCUGCUCAACUCUAAGGGCAAGAUUCCCAGACACAGAUUAAACCUAAUCCUGCACUCAAAAGCAUUUUCAGUGGAGAAUCUGUAGGUUGAAUCUGUCUGGGAAACUGGCCAUAUAUACCCUUGUGUAAACAAAUGAAUGUGUGAUUGGAACCAAAAAAACAAUCACACAAAAAAAUUAUUGACCACUUUUUUUAUGGGACCCAGCAGGUCCAAGUCCAGGCCGGGAAGCCGUCGCACAUUCCAUACAGCCAGCAGAGGCCAGCAGGGCCGGGGGCCAUGAACCAGGGGCCCCCCCAGGGCCAACAGGGUCCUCCCCAGCAGCAGCCCUCACAGGCCCAGCAGGCCAUGCAGCAGUCGGUGCAGCUCCAGGCUCUGGCCCAACAACAACAACAGCAGCAGUCGCCCACCAAGCCUGUGCAGCCAGUACAGCUGGGCAAAAGCCCACCUCACCAUCCAGGGAUGCAUCAGGUAAAUUAUAGAUCACAAUAGUUCUGGACUGGAAAGAGACAGCAUCGUUCAGUCUCUUGAUAGGAACAUUUGUUAUUUACAGGAGUGAUAUUGUUCUACUGUAAAGUGUGUUGUGAUUUUAAAUGCACUUCAAAGAAAUGCAUGAGCUUGUCUAUUAUAGAGGCAGCUAUGCUGUUUUGCAUUGCAAAGGGAGAUGUAUGACAGGUGUCCUGUUUUCCUGCUGACCAACAGUACAUGCAGGUUGACCAGGCUGGCCAGAUGUGGGGCCAGCACCAGGGCCAGCCCACCAUGCAGAAGAUGCAGGCCAUGCAGGUGCCCGUCAAGCAGCCCUACUACGGCAUGCCACCCCAGGACCCCCUGAAGCUCUUCGAGCAACACCCCAUGCAAACGGCUGGGCAGAUGCCCAUGCAGCCACCACAGCAGCAGAACAGCUUGGACAAGAAGAUGAAGUACCCGGAUGUGAAAAUGCAGGAUUUUUACUGGGAGCCUCCCUACCGCAUGGGGGAUAACAGACAGAUGGUGGGGGAGAGGAUGGGCAUAAGGCCGCCCCCAGGGGUCUUCCACCCAGACCAGGACAACUCACCCAGAGGACCUCCCUUUGAGGUGAGUGUUGUUGAACUCCUCAACCAUAGAUAUAGAACACUAGAUAGAUGAUAUACUAGGCUGAUAUAUUGUCUAUGUCCUCAACCACCUAGACCUAGAACUGUGAAUGAGGGAAUAGAGAGUUUAAGGAGAAGAGGUGGGUUGUAGAUGGAUGGGGCUGUAGAUAGAUGGGGUUCUUUUUAUGCUCUUUAUUUUCUAUUUCUUUAUUUUUCCCUCUUGUUCUUCCUAACACUUCUUUAGUGCAUUUGCAAUUGGAUAUGUAUGGUAUUUAAUUGUCACAUGUUAUUGGAAUGUUUCUGUAGGUAUCUUGACUCUAAAUGUAAGCAAACCUAUUGGAUGGGAGUCCAUUGGGUCUGUGACUCCCUCCCUCAGAGAAACAUAUAAAAAUUAGGUUUGAAGUCCUGGGGUUUGUGGCAGAUACUGUCAGUCUAUCUUUUUGUGGACUGUUGGACUAACGUAUGUAGGCUUUGGAAAGUCCAGCUGUAAGUCCAAGGCUCUACCAUUCCUUACUGGACCCCAUGAUAGAUGAAGUCAACAAUGUAGGAUUAUAAGAUCUGUUAUUGGACUGAGCAAACUUGUUGUUUGAUAGAGUAGCCAAUGGGGAGCCAUGUUGUUCUUAUGUUAUGCAUUACAUAAUGCUCUGCCAUCACAUUGACUUGGCACUAGAGGAGGUUCCUCCCACCUUCUGUUUUGGCCUCAUUUCCUAAUUAUCAAGGUGAUCGACUUGUAUAGGAAGGAAUUUGAAUGUUGAAAUAAUAUAUGGUUGAAAGAUCAGUCACCAGCCUCUGUUAUAUUAGUGUCAAAUAUUUUUAUGCUUGUAACAACUCCAACUGGAAUGUAUGGGCUUAUGUGGCAUAACCAUGCCUUUGGUAACCUAGCGUGAGGACAGGGCUUGAUUUAAAGUCUUCUAUAUCUUUGGGAAACUAGGCCUAUCUUUUUACUACCUUUACGGGCUUCUCUUUACUACCUUUACGGGCUUCUCUUUACUACCUUUACGGGCUUCUCUUUACUACCUUUACAGGCUUCUCUUUACUACCUUUACGGGCUUUAUCUUUGAAAAACGUAUCCCUUUGCCAACCUAUUUCUUACUGGCUUACCUUUGUUUUCUUUUAUUUUUUUCUCCCCUCCUUUUUGCUUCAUUCUCUCACUAGGACAACAAGAGCUCCCCUCUUCUGCCUCCAGACCUUUUAAAAAGUCUAUCAAAUUUUGAGGAGGAGGAAGAGCUGCUCUUUACUAAGCCUCAUGGUUUCUACCAGGCCUUGGCGAGUCCUCUUAGCACUGCUCCAGGACGAAACAUAUUUGUAUGUAGUCUACUUUGCUUAACUUAAUCCUCCUGGCUUAACAGCAUGUUAAACAUCAGGUCCCGUAUUCAGAAAGUGUGCUGAUCAGUUUGACCUUUUUAGAUCAUAAUGAGUAAGAUUACAUGGACAGGGGUGGACCUGAUCCUAGAUCAGCCCUCCUACUCUGAGACACUUUAUGAAUACAGGCCCAGAUUCACCUUCACAUAGUCUGUGAUGUGAGUAGAAUACAUGAGUGGUAGGGAGAUAUGGCUCAUUAAAAUACUGUAAGGCUCAUACUUUGAAUAAGAGGGCAGUAUAUGUAAAUAUGUUUUCCAGGCUAGUGUUGAUAGAAUUGGUUGGUGUUGUUCCUUAUUCUAUGUUAACAGAAGUCAACCCAAUAUUUCGACCUGUCAGAACAGUCAUUGUGCUUUUGGAAGAUGAGGCUAAACGUUGUGUAUGUUGCAUGUUGUAGGCUAUGCCUACAUUGUACACUAUAAGAGAAACAGACAGUUUGGACAUGAUCAGGUUGAACAUAUACUGUAACUGGGAUUAAAUUAUACAUUUUCCAACAUAUUGCGUAAAUUCCAUCCCUAUCAGUAUUCAUAGCAAACAUACAAACACCUGCAGCGUCGACUAGGGAAAAUGUGCAGAUGGAAUAAAUAUGACAUUUAUCAGAAGGCGAUUACUAAACACAACUUUCUAUCUGAUACCGUUUUCCCCAACCUUUUCCUGUAGUUGACAAAUCAGUCCAGAAUGGAGAGUGGUCCUGAAGUGAUGGGCCAGUCGUCUUCUCUCAUGCACUUAUCUGGGUUCCCAAUUCAGGUCAGUAUUUAUGCAUGGAAAAAUCCACUCUUCAAAGGCCUGCCGCCAGACUUGUUUUGACUGCUGUGUGCGGGAAGGAAUGUAGACUGCAUCUCACAGGCAGUGGUUUGAUUAAGGCUACUCUGUGAGCCCUUUGUUGCUGCAGACUCACAGAGCGUCUAUAAUGAUGUUUGCUCAUAAAUCCCAGUUGCGUUUUAUAUGCCAUGUUUAAUGUUGUAAACCAAAGGGGUAUGACUGACAUUUGAUAAUAUGUCAGUCAUAAAGCUGUGUUUUCUUGGUAUAUAUAUUUUUAGGAGAGUUCCUAUCAAAACAACAGCAUUUUCAGCCAGGCGUAUGGGAAAAACAUGGCUGCCAACCCCAAGCCUGAUGCUCCCAUGCUGCACCAGGAACCUUCUCUGUACUCCCUGUUUGAAGGAACUCCAUGGUCCCCGUCCCUUCCCGCCAGCUCAGGUACCUGCCUCCUCUCCUCUUCCCCGUUUUUCACACCAAACUGACCAUAAACAUCACAACAGCUCCCCUGUUAAUGUUAAAUAACACGCUUAGCAUCUGAAAGGGUUGAUAUUUCAAUAUAAUCACAAUGAAAACCAUUUAAUAAAGGCAGACAUUCUCAGUUAGAAAUUAGGACAUUAUAUUUAUUUCAUUAUAAUUACAUAAUUAUAUUUCUCCAUUUCCAUAACAGACCACUCUACACCAGCAAGCCAGUCCCCCCACUCUUCCAACCCAAGCAGUUUACCCUCUUCUCCACCCACACACAACCACGGCUCUAUCCCCUUCUCUAACUUCGGCCCCAUAGGAACACCCGACAGCCGAGACAGGAGGAUGGUCGACCGCUGGAAGGUGGAAAAGACGGGUUAGUCAACCUCUUAAAUCUAAAUAUAUAAAUUCUAACCCGCCCCUCUACCACUUAUACCCACUGAAUUAUUUGAAUGUCAUAUUAAUGUUAGUAUUGAUUUAUUUUCAUUUUCGUAUAACGACUUUUCUAGACAUUUUGUGAAGUUAUUGCUAAAUCAUGGUGUUUUAUAUAAUGAAAACUUCUGUUUUUGUCCAGGAGCUGUGAGUGGGUUUGGUUUGGACUACCUGCCUGCUGUGUCAUCCUCUUCAGAUCAUCGAGCCCCUGAGAACAGCUGGCACCAGGGGAAUGCCCCUAGCAGCUCCUGGGCGGCCCAGGAGUCGCCCAUGGAAGACUCCUCCACUGUGCUCCUUGACAGCCUGAAGGUACCACGCGAUACGAUACACACAAACAGAAUUGCAUGCAAUGUAACUUUGAUUGCCACUAAUAUUACAAUAGUAUUGGAACUACUUGAUACUAGUUUAGAUGUGUAAGGUUUAGCUACUGUUAGUUACACUAGACUAGUUGACUAGGAUGAUGGAUCAUCAGGUGCAUUGAGAUACAGUAUUCUUCUAUCUAUCUCUGUGCUCCCCAGUCCAUUUGGUCCAGCUCCAUGAUGCAGCCGGGGCCGUCGGCCCUGGAGCAGCUCCUCAUGCAGCAGAAGCAGAAGCAGCAGAGGGGCCACGGCACCAUGAACCCACCACAC
This is a messenger RNA of Coregonus sp. 'balchen', 23974 nucleotides long. NCBI's taxonomy places the organism in Eukaryota, Metazoa, Chordata, Actinopteri, Salmoniformes, Salmonidae. The record is from the annotation of a GenBank genome assembly.